Cylas formicarius (sweet potato weevil) is the source of this 3039-nucleotide messenger RNA. RefSeq lists its product as uncharacterized. Lineage: Eukaryota; Metazoa; Arthropoda; Insecta; Coleoptera; Brentidae. The record is from RefSeq and is a predicted model, not a curated record. Bases 70 to 3027 code for a protein of 985 amino acids. The transcript is spliced from 3 exons.
CAAAAAUUGAGAUCUUUAUCUCCUCAAUAUUUACCUUGUGAGUUACUCCGACAGUUUUCCUAUUUAAAAAUGCAACUUUCCUCCAAAGCAAUAGUUUUUUUAUUGGUGAGUUUCGGCACUCAGUUUUGCAAAACUGCAUUAAACUCUGAUAUUAUCGAAAUCCGUACAUAUUAUGAAGAGCAGACAUGCUUACGAAAGAUAAUCCGUAAUUCUGCCAGUCGUACUAUUGUUUCCAACAUUCUAAUUUCUAGUACUAAACCCUCAGUAAAACUGGACAGCUCUCUAUCAGAUCCAAUUUCAAUUUUUGCCCGGGAGAUAUCUUAUAUUUUAGAUUUAAGAGAUGCAAGGGUCUUGGGUAAUUUUUACAUACAUUUGAAAACUGGUUACUUUGAGCCCAGAUCUUUAUUUAUCUUUUUGGUAUCUGCAAUUGACGAAAGCUUUCUCUCCCAAUUGGCAAAGUACUAUAUUGGAAAAGUCUACCUGAUAAAUCAAAAUCUCGAAAUAUACACGUAUCGGCCUUACAAGUCCGAAAACGUUCACAAUCCCGAUCUUACUCCAUUAUACGUCAAGGCUUGCCAGCAACUGGCUGAAAACAUCACCUUAGAACCUUUCGCCUACCCCAAAAAAUGGAGAAACACCACCCUUAUAAUAUACCUGAGGAAUUUAACUCCAUUCGUAAUAUUGAAGGGUAUUUACGGGUUUGAAGUGAACUUUACGUCAAAAGUUGCCGAAUGUAUUGGAAUGAAGUUGCGUAAAAUCGGACACAGUCACACAUUUCAAGGGAUCAAGGUCAACGGGUCCUACGAAAACGAGGGGUUACAACUCCUUUACCAAAAGGAAGUAGACGCGGUAGCUGGAGGGUAUAACGGUUUCAUCUUCGGUGAACCGCAGUCCGGAGAUUUUGAUAAGUCGGUCGUCUACUAUGUCGAUGACGUAAUCGUCAACGCGCCUAAAGCCGACGUCACCCCCCAUUGGGUUAGGAUUAUGAAUAUAAUGACUGUGGAUGCAGAAUUUGCCUCUUUGGGGACUUUAUUCAUUUGGGUGGUAUUCAUCCGCCUGACUUACGGGAUAAAACCUGUUACGCUCUUCAAGCUCACCGCCAUGACUCUAUUUCAAAAUCCAGUUCACAAAAUCGUUACCAAACACCGAAAUAUCAGGUUGGCGUUGAGCGCCUGGCUGCUUGGUAUUUUGUUAUUGACCACCGUGUUCACGGUCGCCAUCCAAGAAAUGUUCUACAGCACACAGUACGAGAAACAAAUAGACAACGAGCGUGACGCAUUAAACUCCGACCUACCAAUCCUGCUACCCACGGAAGUGGCGAGUUUGAUGGAGAGAUUCAACGUUUCUGUUCCGAGGGGAGUGCGUUGCCCUCAAAUAAACGAAUGCAUCCUGCAGGUUUGCAGGAAGAAAUCAGCAAUAUUUUUCGUAUCGAAAAUGAUCACCGAAUACUCCUCGCGAGCACUUUGCACGGACUCGGUCACCGGCGAAUUGCUUCUCCAUCUUGGUCGUACAUUAAGGAAAGCCCAUAUUAGGAUGUUUUUUGCCAAAGGAUUUCCACCAUUCGAGGUGUUCGACGAGACCCUCAAGCGUUUGGUUUUGCACGGAGGGUUUCUGGUUAGAAUGGAAAAUGUUGGAAAAUUCCUUUUGGGCGUAGUCGACGCUCAGAAUUAUAGAAACUCGAGAUUCCGGCCGAACCUUUUAAAUUUGGAAAAGCUUGAAUUUUUGUUUGUUUUGUGGGCUGUCGGGUUAGGCUUUUCGACAGCAAUUUUCUUUGCUGAAUUGUGGAUCGCGCAGCGUCUUCGGAGGCGGCGCAAAGCAAUAGUUCCAGACUAUCCUAGGAAAUGGAGAAACACGACGAUGCGAGUGUACUACAGAUCAAUCACUCCCUACGUUUAUGGAGACGGCAACGGAUUAGAAGAGAAGAUUCUCCAAGAAGUGUCCUCGUACCUCGGCAUGAAGCUCGAGGGAACGUUAGCGAGGCAUACCUUCCAAGGAAUCAAAAUAAACGGAACCUACCAAAACAAAGGCAUGCAAAUGUUAAUGGAAAAAAAAUGCGAUGUGGCCGUUGGCGGUUACCAUGCCCAUCUCGGUCCCUUCCACGAAGAUUUCGAUACUAGCAUCAUCUACAUUAUCGAUACGAUCCAUUACGUGUUUCCGAAGUCGCCAUUGAAGACGAACUGGGAAAGAAUAUUUGAAAUUGCGCCUAGGAACGAGAAAAUUGCCUUCAUCCUUACGACCAUAUUCUGGAUCGGUUUUGUUCAUUUCGCUUAUGGCGAAAGCAUAGCUAAUCUCAUCGAAAUCGCUUUUCUCGUGACUAUCAACGUAGUGGUUCCCACCAUCCCGACUAGUAGAUACAAAUUUAGGAUAGUUUUAGGCUUUUGGAUUUUGGGCACUUAUGUGCUAAGCACCGUUUUCACAGCAUUUUUUCAGGCAAUAUUUUACAGCCAAAAACACACCAAGGCCAUGUAUUCCAUCGAGGACUUAAUGGAAUCGGACUUGGAGAUCUUGGGCCCUCAUUACACCCUUAGUUUGUAUAUCGAAAAAGGCGCCAAGGAUGAUUUACAAAUAUAUGACAGGAUGCAGACUUGUACCAAUAGAACAAAUUGUAUACUCAAAGUAUGCAAGGACAGAGUAGCUGCUUAUUUGGCAGACAGGAUAAGCGUACUUUUCCUAGCCUUUGACAAUUGUCUAGAUUCCGACAACGGAGAACUCAUGAUCGAUAUGGGGGAAGAUUUGUAUUGGUUUUUUCAGCAGAUGUUCUUUUCGAAAGGUUACCCAGCUUACGACGCGAUAGAUAGAACGAUAAAAAAAUUGUGGCUAAACGGUGGCCUCAAAGCCAGAUCGGAGAGAAAUGGAAAGAAAAAAUUCGAGAUCGCUCUAGCGAAGAGCAAAAAAAACAUGCGCAGCGGAGAACUGAGCGUGAUCGAGAUGAGGUUUAUUCUGUUCUUUUGGUCGGGAGGCUUGUGUGUGGCAACGGCCGCUUUUUUCCUGGAAUUGUGCUUCUAUAAAUAUUUCAAAAGAAUCUAACCAGAUAUGUAG